AUGAUUUCGGAAACAAGAACCUCUAUCUUUAAUGUUGCUAUCAUAACAAUUUUGUUUGCAACAAAUGUUGUAUUAUCAGAUGACAAUACUCCAAUUCCUGCUGAUAGAUCCCAAGUAGACUCAUGGUUUGAUAAGAAUGUUGGUCCAUUAGAACAAAGAAAAGAAACCCUUGAGCCUGCAUUGGUGAGUGCAGAGGCUGGUGCUAGGGUUAUUAAAGUAAUGCAAGAUGGUAGUGGUGAAUUCAAAACCAUAACUGAUGCCAUUAAUAGCAUACCUACCGGAAACAACAAACGUGUGAUUCUUAAUAUAGGUCCUGGAAACUAUAACGAGAAAAUAAAAAUUGAUAGGUCAAGACCUUUUAUUACAUUGUAUGGUACACCAAAUAAUAUGCCAAAUUUAACCUUUGAUGGUACUGCUAAAAAAUAUGGCACAGUUGAUAGUGCCACAUUGAUAGUUGAAUCUGAUUAUUUUGUAGCUGCUAACAUUGCCAUAUCGAAUUCUUCCCCAAGACCGGAUGGAAAAACAUCAGGAGCUCAAGCGGUUGCAUUGAGAGCUUCCGGUGACAAAGCAGCAUUUUAUAAUUGCAAAAUAUAUGGAUUCCAGGAUACAGUUUGUGAUGACAGACAUAAUCAUCUUUUCAAAGAUUGCUUAAUUCAAGGGACAGUAGAUUACAUAUUCGGAAGUGGAACGUCGUUAUAUUUAAAAACUGAAUUAAGAACGCUUGGAACUAAAGAUGUGACCGUGAUAGUAGCAGAAGCAAGAACAAGUCCGUCAGAAGAAGCUAUAUACUCAUUUGUGCAUUGUGAUUUAACUGGAACUGGAACUCGCACUUUUUUGGGUAGAGCAUGGAUGUCUCAUCCCAAAGUUGCAUUUGCUUACUCAACUAUGAGCAAUGUUAUUGAACCGGAAGGCUGGAGUAACAACAUGCACCCUGAAUAUGACAAAACUAUAUUAUUUGGAGAAUACAAGAACACAGGACCCGGUGCAAAUCCCAUAAAACGUUCAAAAAUCACAAAGCAAUUAACUGAUGCAGAGGCUAAACCUUUCAUUACACUUGGAAUCAUUCAAGGAUCUAAAUGGUUGCUUCCUCCUCCACAAAUCUAA
This is a messenger RNA of Lathyrus sativus (Indian pea), 1104 nucleotides long. NCBI's taxonomy places the organism in Eukaryota, Viridiplantae, Streptophyta, Magnoliopsida, Fabales, Fabaceae. The record is from the annotation of a GenBank genome assembly.